Molecule: messenger RNA, 2547 nt
Organism: Nematocida major
Lineage: Eukaryota; Fungi; Microsporidia
Exons: 1
Coding region: 1-2547 (848 amino acids)
Source: RefSeq, a predicted model, not a curated record
AUGAGAUUGCGUUUUGGAGGAUUAUUAUGCGGACUGCUUGCAGCCAUGCAGAUAGCAAAAUGCAUAUACAUGACGCAUGAAGAGAUGCUGGCAUGCAAAAGCAGGCCGGUGGGCCACGUGUGCGGAAAGCCCGUGUAUGUGAACACGCGCUGGGGCGGGCACCCGGUGUGCAUAGCGCAGCUUUGCCGGCUGGGGCAUGCGUACAAAAUGCGGGCGUACUCGUGCAAGGUGAACACAAGCUUCAGUCUGUUGCCGGACAGCAAACCGAACAACUACUUAGACAAGCAUAUAUAUACGAGAGAGUCGGAGAAGGACGAGCUGCAUUCGGGAAUGGUUACUAGCGAUGGUGGAUACAGCGUGAAGUUCCACAGGACGCUGCUCCAGAUGUUUGGGCUGCGGAAAUCUAGCGGGCCGGAGUACGACUGCCUGUCGGUUGAGUGCGCGCGACCAGGCUCUUUUAUUCAGUUCCUCCGGGAGGGCUGCAAGACGCAAACAGAUUCGCACUAUGUGCUGGCAGCGCUGUUGCUCCUGUGCGAGGGCGUGGACGUGCCGAUUGAGCUGGCCAAAGAGGGGAUGAUUAUAAGACAAAGAAAAGGCAUCAAUGGCGUGCUGGUUGAUGCCCGCAUAGGAGGGGCAGCUUUAGAUAGCGGGAAAGAGCAGCUUUCCGAGGCUUGGCAGGUGAUAAACUUCUUCAAGCAGUACAGAGAUACACACAAGAUGCCGAGCACGUAUGAGGAAUUCCAGUCGGGUGACUUUCUGGAGAGCCCGCAGCUCCUUAUUCUCACGUACAUAGGCGAGUAUGUGAAAAACGCCGAAGAGCUUAUGUCUGUGAUGAUGUGCGCACUCGAAAUUUUAGACGACAUGGGGCUGGCCGAGAGCAUGGAGGACCCGGACAGCGUGGUCAGCCGACUGUUUGUGCCUGCGAGUCGGCUGCCCGAGGCCCAGGCGUAUCUUGCGCCGUUUCUAGAGACGUUUCCUACUUUAACGGCCUUGGAGCGUUUUGAAGAGUUUAAGCGCUUUCAAAGCGAAGCAGAAGUACAGAAUAAAGCAGAAGAUGCCUCAGACGGGGAGGAGGAGUACUUUGACGCCCGCGGCACAAACUGCAGGUUUAUUGGAGAGUGCUUUCUCUUGCUGUUUCUUGCGUUUGACUCCGACAAAAAAACGUACAGCCUGGAGGGCCUUCUGAGCGGGGGUAAGAAAACGGAGGAGGUGGAAAAAACCAGGGCAUUUUUUGAUGAGCUGCAGGCAUGCAUUGAAAAAAAGUGCUCCUCUUUGGGGUUUCCCAAUAACAGACAACGGGAGAGGUACAGAGACCUGUGGCUCAAGAUGAACACGCAGUUUAAGGAGGCGCUGGGGAAUGCCGCGCCAACGCUUUUAAACCAGAUGCGCGUGCUUGCGCAGAUGACCGGGCGGCCGCAGGCCGUGGUGGACGAGCUGGCAGCGCACCAGGCAGCCAUGGACACCGAAGGAAGCACAGGGUUGACCCCCGAGGCGAUCGAGAGCGUUCAGGCGCUGCUGCGCUCGAUAGCAGUGGACAAGCGCGUGAAAGUGACCAUUAAGAAUCAAUUAAAGCGCGUUUUUUCCGAAAGAUAUCUUCUUACAGUAGAGUAUGCGGAAAUAGGCGAAUUAAGCGAGCAAGAUCUGAGUCUGUCGUUCAGUCAGAAUGGCUUCUCGAAGAUAUCACUGUUUAUGCCACACUUAAGUUAUUACCAUGAAUUGCAGGAAAAGCUGGACGUGGCGCCCGCAAAAUACAGGCAGCAUGAGCGGUUUUCGAGCUUUUUGCUUGCGGAGUGCAUGCACCAGAUGGCGAUAGGGGCAGCCGCGCAGAGCUUUUCACACGCAACAACCAAAGAGUUGCGGGAGGCCGCGAGAAAGGUUGUCGAGCACAGCACGGACAGGCCGAAUGCGGUGCUUUUGGCGCUUCCGGUUGCGGGCAAGGACAUCAGGGAGGAGCUUGUCUCUGCGCUUGUGCUGUAUGCCGAGCACAAAAAGAUUGCGCUGACUCCAGAACACCCAAUAAGCCGGCUGGUUGCAAACGUGAUAGGGAGUAUCAGCCUUGGCCGCGUGGCAGCGCAGUAUAAUAGGGCCUUUGGAGUGCCUGUGGUCACCGGGACUCUGCAUAACUUGUGUCCAAGGGUGCAGCUGUCUGACAAGCUGCAUCGGGGGAUUUGGUGUUCGCAGAAAUUUGCCGACUAUAACAACCUGCAUUCCAUCGAAGAGUCGAAUGUUCUUACAUGCAAAAGCAUGAUGCGGUAUUUCCGAGAAUAUGCCGUGAGGGCAGGCAAGCCGCUGUACAUGUGCGAGAUGCUGAAAGAGGCUGCCGAAGGCUUAAUUAGUUCCGCGUGGACAUAUGUGGCCGAUCCGUGGGAAGUGCUGGAAGAGAUCUGCAUGCUUUUGCAGGCAGAGCACACGGGGAAGGAUUUGCAGAGGGCUGAGGCUCUGAUUGCGCAGCUGCAGCAGGCCUGGGAGGAACGCUUCCGGUAUAUGAAGAGGCUGCCGAAAAUACAGUGUAAGGCUUCUGCCAGAAGUGAUUUGAGCCAGAAAUGA